Molecule: messenger RNA, 1262 nt
Organism: Lolium rigidum
Lineage: Eukaryota; Viridiplantae; Streptophyta; Magnoliopsida; Poales; Poaceae
Product: mitotic checkpoint protein BUB3.1-like
Exons: 9
Coding region: 29-1060 (343 amino acids)
Biological process (GO): mitotic spindle assembly checkpoint signaling
Cellular component (GO): bub1-bub3 complex; phragmoplast; mitotic checkpoint complex
Molecular function (GO): ubiquitin binding
Source: RefSeq, a predicted model, not a curated record
UUCCUCUUCCUCCCCCAUCUCCAACACCAUGACCGACGCAUCCGCCGCAACAGCCAUGGGCAGCGGCAGGGAGCUCGCCAACCCACCCUCCGACGGCAUCUCCAACAUCCGCUUCUCCAACCACAGCGACCACCUCCUCGUCUCCUCAUGGGACAAGACGGUCCGGCUGUACGACGCCGAGGCGAACGUGCUCAGGGGCGAGUUCGCCCACCCGGGGCCCGUGCUCGACUGCUGCUUCCACGACGACUCCUCCGGGUUUAGCGCUGGCGCCGACCACACCGUACGGAGAUUAGCAUUUGCUUCAUCAAAAGAGGAUAUUCUCGGCCAUCAUGAUGCUCCAGUUCGCUGCGUCGAGUACUCGUAUGCUGCAGGACAAGUGGUCACUGGCAGCUGGGAUAAGACAAUCAAAUGCUGGGAUCCAAGAGGAGUAAGUGGACCAGAGCGUACACUGGUUGGGACAUAUGCUCAACCAGAGCGUGUAUAUUCUAUGUCGUUGGUAGGAAAUAGGUUGGUUGUUGCAACAGCAGGAAGGCAUGUCAAUAUUUAUGAUUUGCGCAAUAUGUCUCAACCUGAGCAAAAAAGGGACUCAUCUUUGAAAUAUCAAACACGCUGUGUUCGAUGUUUUCCCAACGGAACAGGGUAUGCUCUAAGUUCUGUCGAAGGACGAGUUUCUAUGGAGUUCUUCGAUCUUUCGGAGUCUGCACAAUCUAAAAAGUAUGCUUUCAAGUGUCACCGAAAAUCUGAGUCUGGCAGGGAUACUGUUUAUCCGGUCAAUUCAAUUGCCUUCCAUCCAAUAUAUGGCACAUUUGCCACUGGAGGGUGUGAUGGAUUUGUAAAUGUAUGGGACGGCACAAACAAGAAAAGAUUAUAUCAGUACUCAAAGUACGCUACAAGCAUCGCUGCUCUGUCAUUCAGUAAAGAUGGACAUUUGCUGGCUGUGGCAUCAAGCUACACUUAUGAAGAGGGAGAUAAACCGCACGGGCCUGAUUCAAUAUUUAUCCGAGGGGUGAAUGAAGUGGAGGUCAAGCCUAAGCCCAAGGCAUUGGCUGCACCCCAGUAGGCCAGUAGUACUCCCUGGGAGAGAAGCAUUAUACAUGCGAGACGUUUCUUUCUCUACUUUACUUUUUAGUGUCAAUUGCAUUAGUUGACGGAAACCCUUCUUUUUUAUUUUGGCGUGAAAUGUCAGUAUCCAUAUCUGACCGCUUCUCUUAGUUGUAUUUCGCAUGUAAUGUCUAGAAAAAAGUGCUUAGGUGGUCAUAUUA